UAAACUGACUAAAGGCUUCACGGCUUCUCUGACUCCUACUUGGAACUAUGAGUUUCCCGUAUUCGCGAAUCACGUUAAUCCUUAUUGUUUAAUGUGUCAUGUGAUUUGUUCGAUGAGAAUCGAUUUAUUUUUUUUAUGAGUUAUGAUGUGUUUUUCUAAUGCGGUUGUACUGAACGUCAUUUUAAGCGAAUAUUACAUUUAAGUGUAACAUCAACAAAGUUCGUGAAUAUUUAUUCAUAGUUAUUAAAUGUAAUCAAUAGUUUGAAAAAACAACUCGUUUAUACUAUUACCGUUGUUUUGAAGCCGAAGCAUUAUGUAUACAGGCACUAGUGCAGAUCAGGAUACUAGGUUCAGUGACAAGGAAAAAAAACUAUUGAAACAAAUGAAAUUUAGUGAAUCUUUAAAUGCUAAGGUUGAUAUGAACAAAGUAAAACUAGAUACUAUCAAACCAUGGAUUGGUAAAAGAAUAACUGAAUUACUAGGAAUGGAAGAUGAUGUUGUUGAAGAAUUUGUAAACAAUCAGUUGGAAGCAGAUACUUGCCCUGAUCCAAGAAAAAUGCAAAUCAAUCUUACUGGUUUUUUAAAUGGAAAAAAUGCUAGGGUAUUUAUGACAGACUUGUGGGAAUUACUUAUAUCUGCACAAGAAUCACCAUCUGGUAUUCCUCCUAAAUUUAUAGAGCAAAAGAAAGAAGAACUUAAAAAGAAAAUGGAAGAUCAAGAGCGUGUUGGAGAUAUGCUUAAGAAGUUUGAAAAAGACAAAGAAGAUAGAGAAAAAGAAAGGAAGAAAGAACGAGAAAGAAGGAAAAGUCGCAGUAGGUCACAUACACGAGAUCGACGUAGCAGGUCAAGAGAUCGUCAUCGUGAUAAGCGUGAUAAAGAAAGAGAAAAAGAUAAAUAUAAAGACCACGAUUCAGACAAAGCACGAGAAAAACAUACUAAAAGAGAUUCUCGCUCAAAAUCUAAAGGAAAACUUGUUAGUAAUGGACAUACGUCUCCGGCUAAAAAAGAAAAAAGUCAUAGUUGCUCACCUAAAAAUGAUGUUACUGUGGUAAACGAAGAAAAAAUAAAUAAUUCAAAGACCUCAGUUUCUCCAUUAAAAGAUAAAGUUGUUGAUACUUACAACAAAUCAAAACCUAAAGAACGAUCUUCAUCUAGAGAUACUAGUAAACAUAGAGAGAAAAAACGGCGUUCUUCUUCAUCAAGCCAUAGUUCUUCUUCAUCAAAUUCUUCUCCUAGCCCUGAUCGUAAAAAAGAUAAUUUUGAAAUUCAGAAAAAGGAAAAUAGUAUUCAGAAAAAAAGGCAGUAUCGAACAAAUAAAGAUGACUCAUCAGCUAGUGAAUCAGAUAAGGAUAAAUCCUCAGAUAGAAGGGAUCGACGAGACCGUUCCACUUCUCGUUCAAGACGUCCAUCUAGGCGUGGUUUUAGUCGUAGUCGAUAUCGUGAAAAAAGUCGUGAUCGAUAUUAUAGAGAUAGGGAAAGAGAACGUGCUAGAGAAAGAGAACGUAAUCGUCGUGAUCGUGAACGGGAUCGCAGAGAACGAGGUAGAGUAAUUCGUGAAAGAGAACGUGAACGUGAUAGACGUAGGCAAAGGGAAAGAGAAGAAAAAUCAUCACCCAGAAAAAGGAAAUCAAGAAGUCCUGAAAGGAAAUCCAGAUCAGGUAGCAGGCGCUCAAGAAGUCGUUCAAAAUCUAGAAGGAGACGAAGUGGAAAAUCACGUAGCAAAGAACGUGUUAUUAAAGAUUCAAGAACAGUUUCCCCAGUAAAAAAAGAAAACACUAAGACCAAGCAGGUAUCUCAAGAAAGUUUAUCUAGAACCCCUUCACCUUUUAAGAAAGUUGAAGACAAACUAGAUCGUAAAUCAAUUAAAGAAAGACUAGGUGUUAGGGAUGAUCAAUCAUCUAAAACUUCUCUGCGACAAAGAUCAGGGCGUUCUCCUUCAUCAGAAAAAAAAAGUAGCAAUGAUAAAAAGAAUUUAUCGAGUUCUAGGCGCAAAUCGCCAUCUCCUGUUUCUAAGAAAAAAGAAGAAGAAAAACCUGAAAAAAAUAAAAAAGUAUUAAAAAAACGUGAAUCAUCACUAUCUGAUGCUGAAAAAUCCAAGUCAAAGAGAAAGGAUGAAUCAAGUUCAUCUGAUGAAUCUAUAAAAAAGACUAAAAAAAAGAACAAAAGAGAUUCUAGCUCCGAAAAUGAAAAAAUUAGAACUAAAAAACGAAAACUCAAAGAAUCCACAUCAUCUGAAGAUGAUGAAUCAAAGAAAAAAAAGAAACGUAAAAAGAGAUCAUCCAGCUCAAGUUCAGAUGAGAGUGAUGGAGAUGAUAAAAAAAAGAAAAAAGAUAAGAAACAUAAGAAACAUAAGAAGCAUAAGAAACAUAAGAAGCACAAGAAACGCAAAGCUGAAGGAAGUGGUUCUGAUGUCAAAUCAGGAGAUGAAUCAGAACAACGUUUACGAGAAAAAGCACUGCGUUCCAUGAAAAAGAAAAAUCAGGCUAAACAUGAAGGUACCCCGAAUAGCAUUAGCAGUGAUUAACAAAGAGCAACGAGAAUUUGACAGGUUAGCCUACUGUCCAGUCAUCAAGGCUGCCGACUUGUUGGCAGAAUUAUACUUGCAUCAUUUUCAUAGCGCUGUUUGAUCGUUUUUGAAGCCCCUUCGUUUGUUUUCUUUCUAUCAACAUUUUUAAUCUACAACUACAAUACUUCUAUCAACAUUCGAUUUUCAUUUCUGCUAUCAACAUAAUCUACAAUCAACAUAUCUUCAAUCAACAUAACUUCUAUCAACGUAUCUGCAAUCAACAUAACUUCUAUCAACAUAGACGCCUACAAUCAACAUAACCUUUGUCAAUCAUCUGUACUACAACUAACAUUACUUCUAUCAAUAUAUCUGUACUGCAAUCAAUAAUACUAUUGUCAAAGAAUCCAGAACUCAAACAUAAUUGAAUGAGUUACACAUAAUCAAUUCCUUGAAACAAGAUCGUAUUCACAGUGUGAUGGUACUCAACCUGUAUUACUGUGUAAAAUCAGGAAAAAGAUAUAUGAAAAUGUGUAUACCUCAACCAAUAUCUAUUUUGCUUUGUAUUUAUACAAUACCUGAGUUAGCUGAUUGAAACUAUAUCUAGACAUUAGCACCGAUUGAAAAUCCACGCUGAUCUAAGUU
Molecule: messenger RNA, 3148 nt
Organism: Sipha flava (yellow sugarcane aphid)
Lineage: Eukaryota; Metazoa; Arthropoda; Insecta; Hemiptera; Aphididae
Product: serine/arginine repetitive matrix protein 1-like
Exons: 20
Coding region: 314-2524 (736 amino acids)
Biological process (GO): mRNA processing; regulation of mRNA splicing, via spliceosome
Cellular component (GO): spliceosomal complex
Molecular function (GO): RNA binding
Source: RefSeq, a predicted model, not a curated record